UGUGUGUGUGUGUGUGUGUGUUUUUCGUGAGCAUAAAACUGCACUGGGAGCCUCAUGAACACAGCAUAACGCUUCCAGCGCUCGUUCACAACUUCUGACAGCAACAUUCCUUCACAACAACACUUCACUAUGUCCGAUACGCUGGGCGAAAGUAUCAUACGGAAUCUCAUCAACCUUGGUUUAGAUGAGCCGUUUCUACAACUAUCCCGCCCGUUCGCACCGAAGAGCAUCAGCUCCGAGCUGCUCACCGACGACUUCUGGGCGGCGGACACCCCGAGCGACCGAGCGCCCAGCAAACCCCAGUUCCCCCUUAAAGCAGACCGAUCUACGAGUCUGACUGACACCUUCAACAGAAUGAAGCCCCACGACGUGCCCCCACCGCCCGGAUUUCCUCCCCUGGCACCCCUGCCUUCGAACCGGUACAAGACUGAGCUGUGCCGAAGCUUUCAAGAGCACGGCAUCUGCAAAUACGGCAGCAAGUGUCAGUUCGCCCACGGCGAGAGCGAGCUGCGAGGUCUAUACCGCCAUCCCAAAUACAAAACUCAAGCCUGUCGCACUUUCUACCAGUUUGGAUACUGUCCGUACGGAAGCCGCUGUCACUUCAUCCACGAGGAGAAAAACUCUUUGGACGGGGUAGAGCAGAACCCGCGUCAGCUGCGUCAGUGCGUCAGCUUCGCCGGUUUCACUCGCAGCAACUCUCCCUCGACUUUAUACGAGCCCCUGAGCUUCACCCGUGCGGCUUCGGUCUCUCCCCCUCCCGCUGACAUCUUGUCCCCAGUCUUCAGCGACUCUUCCCGCGACAUGUUCCCCUUCAGCCGUCACAGUACCGGAGAUAUCUACAACAACGCGCCCUUCACGCCAGAGCCUCGGUCGCGAUGUGUCUGCGGACACGGAAAUAACUUCCAGGGCUCCAGCAACGAGCUGUACAUGAAAGAAGACCUGAGCAAAGCCAACCUGCAGCGCUUUUCCUCAGAAGACUCGCUGUCAGACCGCGAAAGUUACAGCAGCUCCAGCAGCUCGAGCGGCUCUGAGUCACCCACCUUCGACGGCUCGAGCGGGAAGCGCCUCUCGGUUUUCGCGCGGAUGUCUGUGUCUGACUAAGGACUUUACCGCCAUUCCUUCCCAAUCAUUCAAUCAGGCUGAUAAUAAUGUGCAACGAGUCUUAAUACUGUUAAUUUAUUAUUAUUAUAUAUUGUUAAAGGAGAUUAUUUUGAUACCAAGCUGCCCCUCUAAACCUAAACAGGCAUCGUUUUUGUAACGGUGUUGUAUUAUUUUCUGUGAUAUUGUCUUCCAUUUGCUUAUGCUUUUCUUGCUUUUCAACGUUGUUUGGAAGAGAGCAUUGCAAACAAGUGCCUUAAAAUAUCAUAACCUAUGCUAGUGGAAUAAGCAGAGCUUGUGUCAGUCGCUUUGGAUAAAAGCGUCUGCUAAAAGACUAAAUAUAAAUGCAAUAUAUGUGCAUAUAUAAUUAUGUAUGUGUAUAUAUCAUAUAUCCAGUGUGUGACUUAGGGGUUGCCUUUUUAAAGGAAUUUCUGGCCUUUUUUGGGAGAAGUCAGUUCCCCAAAUAAUUUGCACCCUUUGUAUAUCAACCAACAAUGUGAUAAACUUGAGAAAACGACCAUACAUUCACUCACAAAGAAUGCACUUUACAAAUCAAUACCGGGUGAAUGUUUUCAAUGUAGCAUUUUAACCAAAGCAUUAUGAUGUUAGGUACCUGUUUUGUACAAGAAAACUAAACAAACCUAAAAACAAUAUAUUUAUAUUGGACAAGAGCUGUCAAGUUAAUGUUUUGACAACCCUGGUUGGGUCCUUACUCAAGGAAACUUGUCUUUUAUCAGGGACUGUAACAGAACAGUAUUUUUGUAGAAUAGUUUGCUUCAUUUGCAAUGUUUUUUUUUUUUUUUUUUUUUUUUAAUUGUAUAGACCUAACUAAUAUAUUUAUUGAGUAUUUAUUGAAGGUAUAGCAAUGUAUAUUUUUACUUAUUUAUCAACAUGGUGUUGACACAAAAUAAUGGAAACGAUUUCAUUUGACCAAAAUAAUGUAAUAAAUGCAAAUUGUGAAAAAAAAAAAAAAAAAAA
Messenger RNA from Cyprinus carpio (common carp), 2076 nucleotides. RefSeq names its product mRNA decay activator protein ZFP36L1-like. The record is from RefSeq and is a predicted model, not a curated record. NCBI's taxonomy places the organism in Eukaryota, Metazoa, Chordata, Actinopteri, Cypriniformes, Cyprinidae. Gene Ontology annotation, molecular function: mRNA binding; metal ion binding.